UCCUCACAUGCUGUACAACACAGAGAGUCAACAGGCUGUACGGAUCGCAUGCAGAACAUCACUACAACUGGAUAACAAAAACAAACUAGUUGGUCAACACACUGCGGCCACUUACGCAACUUUUUUCACUCGAAAAAACUUUUAAGAGAUAUACUUUUUUAUCGUUGUUGACUCAGAUUUUUACCGGCUUGGGAUGUAACUGUCAGUGUAGACUUGCGCCCAGGCGGAGCACUAUUUUCCCGGACAGAUUUCUCUUGUGUUCGCUCACCUUUCAAAGGCGAAGUUGCAACUUUUGAGGGGCGACAGGGUUGCCGUAUUUACAUGACAUUGUAACACUCGGCUCCGUCACCUCACAACCAUGGCGGAAGCGGCCCAGCAGCCACACCUGGUGGAAAUCGACCCGGAUUUUGAGCCCCUGUCGCGGCCCCGGUCCUGCACUUGGCCCUUGCCCCGACCGGAGUUCAUCAACCCGGGAGACUCCAACACGUCAUCGCCGGUGCCGUCUGUGAAGCAGGAGCCCGCCGGCAACGCCGAGUUCAUCAACAACCUGAGCCUGCUGGAGGAGACCGAGGACUUCGCGGAGCAGAAGCCUGUCAUCCUGUGCACUGAUUUCCAGUGUCAGGAGAACUGCGUCCACCAGCAACCUCCACAACAGCAGCAGCAGCAGCAGCAACAUCAGCAACAACAUCAGCAACAACAUCAGCAGCAACAUCAGCAGCAUCAGCAGCAGCAGCACCCGAACCCGCAACUCCCGCAUCAGCAGCAGCAGCAGCAGCAGCAGCAGCAGCAGGUGCCUCUGCUCUCCUCGCCGGUCGGCUCAUCGUCCUCCGCGGCCGCGGCUGCAGCUGCCGCCGCUGCCCAGAGGAAGAGCAGCUCCUCCCGGCGAAACGCAUGGGGGAAUAUGUCAUAUGCAGACCUCAUAACCAAAGCUAUCGAAAGUUCUCCCGAGAACCGACUAACUCUGUCUCAGAUUUAUGACUGGAUGGUGAAGAGUGUGCCAUAUUUCAAGGACAAAGGAGACAGCAACAGCUCUGCUGGCUGGAAGAACUCCAUUAGACACAACCUGUCGCUGCACAGCCGCUUUGUUCGCGUCCAGAAUGAGGGGACGGGGAAGAGCUCGUGGUGGAUGUUAAAUCCAGAGGGCGGGAAGAGUGGCAAGUCCCCGCGACGCAGGGCGGCCUCCAUGGACAACAACAGCAAGUUCACCAAGUGCAGAGGAAGAGCAGCUAAGAAAAAGCUGUCAAUGCAGGGCGGCCCUGACGGAGGUGCAGACAGCCCAGGCUCCUACUCCAAGUGGCCUGGCAGCCCCAACUCCCACAGCAAUGAUGAUUUUGAUGCAUGGAGCAGCUUCAGGCCUCGGACUAGCUCCAACGCUAGCACUGUGAGCGGCCGCCUCUCACCCUUCAUGCCCGAGGACGAUCUCGGAGAGGCAGACGUGCACAUGGGUUACCCAGGAGCCCCUGGGGCCAAAAUGACAGCCACACUGCCCAGCCUGACAGAGAUGACCGGCUCUCUGGGACACAGCUCUGAGAAUGUUAUGGAGAACCUUCUGGACAACCUGAACUUGCUCUCGCCCAGCAAUUCUCAGGUUGGAGGAGGGGCAACGACCCCCGGCUCCUCCCAGUCCUCCCCGUCUCCCAUGAUGCAGCCGAGCCCUGGGUACCCCGCUUACAGCUCCCCCAGUAUGGCCGCGCAGCCUCAGCAGGAGUAUCGCAAAUGUGUGUAUGGCCAAGCAGGAAUGAACACCCUGUCGUCCAUGCCGCUGCAAACACUGCCAGAGAGUAAGCCCAGCUUCGGGCCCGGUAUGGCCCAGUACAGCUGCCCCGCAGGACUUCUGAAGGAGCUGCUGACGUCAGAUACAGACCAGCACGGAGAGCUCAUGCCGUCAGUGGACACUGUGGUGUCUCAGUCCAGCGGAGGCUGCAUGCUGCCGCCGUACAGCAGCAGUCAGCACGCAGCCAAACUCAUGGGAGGAGGGAACGGUCACCCGCACAGUCUCUCUCACACACACCCCCACAACGUGCACAGCCAAGCCCCAACUACGUCACCACCUAUGAACGGCCGCUUGCUCAUGUCCCUGAGCCACAGCGGGGGCAACGCCCGUAUGCCCACGACCAAAAGCCCUAUGCAGAUGCCUUACGGUCUCUCCAGCCACCUCAGCGGAGGAGGCAUGGCUGGCGGCUUCUGCCCUAUCAGCACCAACGGAUACGGUCGACCCGGCCCGCCGCCGCCCUUACACCCAGAGAAGCUGCCCAGCGACUUGGACGACAUGUCGAUUGAGAAGUUUGAAUUUGACAUGGAGACGGUCCUCCAUGACACUCUGAUGGACGGGGACUCACUGGACUUCAACUUUGAGCCAAUGGUGACCCAACAAGGUUUCCCCCAUGGGGUGAAGACCACCACACACAGCUGGGUGUCAGGGUAGAGACUGUAGUACGAAAAGAAAAAAAAAAGCUCUGUUCAUCUGACUUCUUGUUGUUGCUGUUUGGUAAAAGACACAAUCAGAACUCAUUUGAGACAAAAAAAAAAAAAAAAAAUUAUCCUCAUCCCAACAUCAUCUGCAGUUUCUGUACCAUCAACAUUUCUGUUUCAAAAAUACUUUGGAUCACUUCAGCAGACUGAGACUGGGUGUGAUCUGCUGAGGAUACAACAUCAUUAAAGCCCCAGAACUGAAGAAGAUGAAAUCAGAGUUAUUUUUGAGAUAUCAAAUAUUCUCUACAAACUAAGUGCCAAACAUUUUGCCUUAACAUAAGAGCCAAACUGAAACACACAUCUCUGGUUUACUCACCAAGGUUAGAGAUAUUAUACAGUGGUUUGUCUGCGAGUGACACUGCCAACUACAUCUCAUCAUCAUCAUCAUCAUCAUCAUCAUCAUCAUCAGCAGCAGCAGCAGCAGCAGCAGCAGCGCAAUCUGUAGAAGUGCACAGACUCAUACCAUGCUGUUUACUGUGUUCCCACAAUCAACCUUUUUGUAUGUACAAUGUAGUGAUAAUUCAUUACCACUACAGACAAAUUAUGAAGGUAAUCUGGCUCAUGGAUUUGCAGACUUACACAAUGUAAAGUGAGAGACCUUUCAAGGGAUCCUCGGAUUAUGUUACACAAGAACUCACUUUGUUAUUGCCUGAAUGUACAUAAUGUCAUCAUACAGUUUGUAAAAUCAGGUCUGGUAGUGUAUUUUAUAAAACUGUAAAUAGUGUUUACAGAGUGGAAGCAAAAAUUAAGGCAGCAGAAAUGAGCUCACAGAGAAAACUGGAUCCGAUUCUUUUAAAUACAUGUCGAGUGGGCAGAUCUGUGCUUGAGAAUCCUUCUCAAUCAGGCUGCAAAAUGACAACACACUCUCUGAUUUCUUGUACAUACAUUAAGAAUGUAUAUUAAAAUGAUGUAGUAGGUGUUUACUAGAUUUUAGUAUAUAUUUGAGACCUAAAUUAUUUGUGGUUAAUAUAGAUUUAUGCUGGUGCAUAACCUGCACUCAGACAUCAGAACUGUUCUGAGUCAUUUGUCACUCUGAACCUUAAUACCACAGGGGCCUAUUUAUUGUGCCUAAAAAAGUAGAUAUCGACUGCAGGCUUGAAGGGUUUUAUAUUGUAAAUGUCUACGGUCCAGAAGAUACUCAAAUCCAGUGGUCUUGAAGAGGAGUAUAGUGAAUUCUUCAUUUUCAGUUCGCUGCUUUCACAAGACGAAGCGAAUGGCUGUGGAUUGUUGUCGUUAGGGUUUCUUUUCUGAGCGCUUCAUGAAUGCUAGGAGGUCAAGGCAUGUUGGAUAAAAGACAUCACUCAUCUCAGUGCUACUGACCUGCUAAAGAUUGUCAUUAAAGACACUGUGAGUAAUCAGCCUGUCCCCCAUUCAGUUUCAGAACUUUUUUUCCAUUUUCUUAUUUGUCUCAAAAAAAGAUGCGACUGAUUUAAAUCCAUACGGUAUGAUUCCUUUUUUGUCAAAAAGAGCCCUCUGAUGCUGUCAAUAGGAUCAGCUUUACUGCUUUUGAUGAGACUCCACUUUCACUCUGCCCCUCCUACCUCUACCUAUCUCUGUGUCUUUUUAAACAUUUGAUAUAAUGGUAACACGUGAUAGCUUGAUAGCUCCAAUCAUCUUUUUUAAUAACAAGUUUGUUUUGAUUAUUUUUAAAAGUUUCCCCUGAAAAGUGCUACUAAGUGUUAAGUAUCUUAUCUAGCUUGUAUAUUUGCAUUUUUCUGACUUGCUUUUCCCACUUAUUGCCGUACUAACAAUGAGCUUGUCAGCCUGUCAGUGACUUUGUGCGCGGAGUCACAAAUAGUGUAUAAGAUUGUGGCGACCUUUGUGAAGACGGUGUCUGUAAACAUGGCUGCUUCGGUGGCUGAAAGACCAAGAGGCUUAGAGAUAACUAAAACUGAAAACUGCCUAUUUGACAUUACUGUUCAUUGGUUGACUCAAACAGAAACCACGUACAUCAGUGUGUGUCUGAUCAUGCAUCGUCAAGGACUCUUGGGUGUGCAGGUUUUUACUGAAGCUGUACUACUAAUGAGUUCCCCUCCGACUGAGGGGGGGUGGGGUGUACUCUUUAAUUAGUUUUGGUGUUCGGUUGAAAUGAAAAGUUGCACACUCUAGACCAGCAGUGGCACAUGAUCUGACACUGCUGACAUAGAUGUUAAGAAAGCCAGGGAGCGGUUUUAUAAGAAUAAAAUGAAAUUCUUAACAUUUCAAAAGGCUCUGCAGAGAAGCCGAUAAAGAAGCUGCUGUUUGGCUUUGGUGCCAGGUGUUGCCUUUUCUUACCCAAACAUGCCAUAAUGUACUAUAGCCAAAUUUGCCUUUGAAGUAAAAGUGAUAUAUUUAGCAUUUUUAUCAUGUGAUAUGUUCAGAAUUAUAUAUAUUUGUGCCGGUCACUCAAGUCAGGAUAAACUGUAAUGAAUCCAUGUAGUCAGUGUCACAGGGUUCACUCUAAAAGUAAAAAGAGCUGUACUAAGUAAAUUAUAUCUCUACAUUUUUAAAUGAUUGAAUCUAUGCAUUGUAUUCCUUAAUUUUAUGUUGCUAUUGUUAUAUAUUCUUUUUCUUUUGAACUUAUGACAGAGAUAUUUUAUUGUAACAUAGCGCUGUGAGAUAUUAUGGUGUCGUUGUUGUCAAAACUCUAUGUUCCAGAUAGUUAUAUGGGAAAAAAAUGAAGUUUAUUUAGAAAAUAGAUGAUGCAGUGAUUGAUAUGCUAAGCUUUUGUAAACUGACAAUGUUGUAUUUCUUGUAUUUAGCUACAGUUUUUAGAAAAUAGCAUCAAAAAGCAAAUUACUGAAAAAAAAGUUAAGAUAUAUUGCAUUUUUAAAAUGAAAAACACAAUACUUAGUCUGUCAGAGAAGUCCUGCUCAGACAUUCUGGACCAAUUUUUUGUAAUUUUAUGAAUAGAAAGAUAUUGCACUUUUACUUACAUUUUAUAACAAAGUGCUCCUCGUAACAUGAGGAAGAGUACCCAAUACAUAUUUUAAAAUGAAAAUCUGUUACAUUUAACUUAAACAGGUAUACAGGAAUAAAUUGGAACUGUGCUGUGUGAUUUGCAAUCAAUAAGAAUAUGUAACUUGUUCAAUAUUAAUGUAUUAAGACCUGAAUAAAUGUACUUCUGUGUUAAA
Messenger RNA from Lates calcarifer (barramundi perch), 5585 nucleotides. RefSeq names its product forkhead box O1 a (gene foxo1a). The transcript is spliced from 3 exons. The record is from RefSeq and is a predicted model, not a curated record. Gene Ontology annotation, molecular function: RNA polymerase II cis-regulatory region sequence-specific DNA binding; DNA-binding transcription factor activity, RNA polymerase II-specific. The coding region runs from base 359 to 2425 and encodes 688 amino acids. Gene Ontology annotation, cellular component: nucleus. NCBI's taxonomy places the organism in Eukaryota, Metazoa, Chordata, Actinopteri, Centropomidae. Gene Ontology annotation, biological process: regulation of transcription by RNA polymerase II.